AUGCUGGCAGCACGCACAGGGACCGUGGGGAACAAAAAUGCUGAGGAGACCCUGAAGCUGAGGAAGCAGUCGGUGCUUUCCCUGGGGAGCAGGGAAAGAGCCGUGAAGAGCAACUUGGAAAGUGGGAAGGAGAGCCGAGCCCGGGCUGGCCAGCUACAGCAGCGUGCCCGGCGGCUGGCUUUGCUGCGGGAGCUGGAGAUGAACUGGUACCUGCGGGUCUGUGAGCUCUCCCAUGAGUACACCAUCGCCUACACCACUGGGAUGCCCCACAGAAACCUUGGAAAAUCUGGACUGAGAGUCUCGUGCCUUGGGCUGGGGACAUGGGUCACUUUUGGAGGUCAAAUCUCAGAUGAGGUGGCUGAGCAGCUGAUGACCAUCGCCUAUGAAAGUGGUGUCAACUUGUUCGACACAGCUGAGGUGUAUGCGGCCGGCAAGGCUGAGGUCAUCCUGGGGAACAUCCUGAAGAAGAAGGGCUGGAGGAGGUCCAGUCUGGUCAUAACAACAAAACUGUACUGGGGUGGAAAAGCUGAAACAGAAAGAGGGCUUUCAAGAAAACACAUUAUUGAAGGGCUAAAGGCUUCUCUCCAGAGACUGCAGCUGGAAUACGUGGAUGUUGUCUUUGCCAACCGGCCAGACAAUAAUACCCCCAUGGAAGAAAUCGUCCGAGCGAUGACACACGUAAUAAAUCAAGGCAUGGCGAUGUACUGGGGAACGUCGCGCUGGAGUGCUAUGGAGAUCAUGGAAGCAUAUUCUGUAGCCCGGCAGUUUAACAUGAUACCGCCUGUGUGUGAACAAGCUGAAUACCAUCUUUUCCAAAGAGAGAAAGUGGAGGUUCAGCUGCCAGAAUUAUAUCACAAAAUUGGGGUCGGAGCAAUGACAUGGUCCCCACUAGCCUGUGGGAUCAUCUCAGGGAAAUAUGGCAAUGGGGUCCCUGAAAGCUCAAGGGCUGCAUUAAAGUGCUACCAGUGGCUGAAAGAGAAAAUCGUAAGUGAGGAAGGCAGAAAGCAGCAGGUGAAGCUGAAAGACCUGUCACCCAUCGCCGUGCGCCUCGGGUGCACACUGCCUCAGCUGGCUGUCGCAUGGUGCCUGAGAAACGAGGGUGUGAGCUCCGUCCUUCUAGGAUCUUCCAACCCAGAGCAGCUGAUAGAGAACCUUGGAGCCAUACAGGUCCUUCCAAAAAUGACAUCCCAUAUUGUAAAUGAAAUAGAUAAUAUUCUGGGAAAUAAGCCCUACAGCAAGAAGGACUACAGAUCAUAAUGCGAUGCAUGAAUUACCUGGACUGCAUGGUUUUAGCAGUGCUCUGUACGGAAGUACAGCCCCGAAUUAAUAUCCGGUCAUGAGAAUCAUUCAGCAACUUGCUGCUCAGUGUCUACUGUCACUGGAUCCUUCGAGAUGUGUGCUGUUGCUACUAACCUGCAAUGAAAUUUAAAAGCACAGUUGAUCUCUCUUCUAACCAAGAAUAAUACCGUAUUUUCUUACCUUUGACCGAAUACAUUAAUUUUUACUUUACUCUUAGCACUUCAUGCUUGUGUUGUGAAAAACACUUGUAAAGCAAAAAA
Molecule: messenger RNA, 1559 nt
Organism: Melopsittacus undulatus (budgerigar)
Lineage: Eukaryota; Metazoa; Chordata; Aves; Psittaciformes; Psittaculidae
Gene: KCNAB1
Product: potassium voltage-gated channel subfamily A regulatory beta subunit 1
Exons: 14
Coding region: 1-1257 (418 amino acids)
Biological process (GO): potassium ion transport; negative regulation of delayed rectifier potassium channel activity; transmembrane transport
Cellular component (GO): cytoplasm; extrinsic component of cytoplasmic side of plasma membrane; voltage-gated potassium channel complex
Molecular function (GO): potassium channel regulator activity; voltage-gated potassium channel activity; transmembrane transporter binding
Source: RefSeq, a predicted model, not a curated record